Aspergillus clavatus NRRL 1 is the source of this 3423-nucleotide messenger RNA. Its product is annotated as ssDNA endodeoxyribonuclease RAD2. The record is from RefSeq and is a predicted model, not a curated record. Bases 1 to 3423 code for a protein of 1140 amino acids. Gene Ontology annotation, molecular function: single-stranded DNA binding; DNA endonuclease activity. Gene Ontology annotation, cellular component: nucleus. Gene Ontology annotation, biological process: nucleotide-excision repair. The transcript has a single exon. Lineage: Eukaryota; Fungi; Ascomycota; Eurotiomycetes; Eurotiales; Aspergillaceae.
AUGGGUGUUACUGGUUUAUGGACGGUCGUCCAGCCUUGUGCACGACCUAUCAAGCUUGAGACUCUGAAUAAGAAGCGCUUGGCUGUCGAUGCAUCGAUCUGGAUCUACCAGUUUCUGAAAGCGGUGCGAGACAAGGAGGGCAAUGCACUACGUAAUUCUCACGUUGUUGGCUUCUUCCGCCGAAUAUGCAAGCUGCUCUACUUUGGAAUCAAGCCGGUGUUUGUGUUUGAUGGUGGCGCGCCUGUACUGAAGCGAGAGACAAUUGCUGGGAGAAGGAAGCGACGAGAAGGUCGCAGAGAAGAUGCGGUGAGAACGGCUGGAAAGCUGCUUGCGGUGCAAAUGCAGCGGUCUGCAGAAGAGGAAGCAGCGCGGCGGAAGAAUGCAGUUUCUCGCCGGGAAGAGGAGGAAGUCCCGGAUAAUCCGGUUUAUGUCGAGGAGACCUUUUUAACGGAGAAGGAGAAACGACAGGGUCGGACGUUCCGAAAAAAAGAUGCCUAUCACCUUCCAGAUUUGCAAGUAUCUCUUGCGGAGAUGGGAGCGCCGAAUGAUCCGCGCAUCAUGUCUCGCGAAGAGCUAGAGGAUUAUGCGAGGCACUUUCAUCAGGGGGAGGAUAUCAAUCUCUACGACUUCUCCAAGAUCGACUUUGAUAGCCCCUUCUUCAUAAGUCUUCCUGCUACAGAUCGGUAUAACAUCUUGAAUGCCGCCAGGCUUAGGAGUCGUCUGCGAAUGGGCUACUCCAAGCAGCAGUUGGACAAUAUGUUUCCUGACCGCAUGGCUUUCUCAAGGUUUCAGAUUGAGCGUGUUAAGGAACGGAACGAUCUGACCCAGCGGUUGAUGAAUCUCAACGGUAUGAAUGGUGAAGAGGCUUUUUACAAUUCCGGACAGAGAAUCGCCGGAGAACGUGGGAAGGAGUAUGUUCUUGUCCAAGACAGUGCGGUUGAAGGUGGCUGGGUGCUUGGUGUUGUGGGAAAUAAAGGUGAAGGCCGCGCUGAUAAGCCGAUCGAUGUGGAUCAAUAUGGUCAGCAGGAAGUUAUCUAUGACCACGAAGAAGUUUCCGAUGGAGAUGAUGGCGGAUUCGAGGAUGUCCCUAUCGAAGGGCUCAAUCGGUUACCCAAGCUUCCAUUCCCACAAGAAGGCGUAUUUGAUGCAGAAAUCGAAAGACGGAGGCCUGAUGCCGAAAGACGGGAUUCUUUGUUUCAAGAGGCUGAAGAUGAUGCUCUCUUCGUUCCAGGCGGCGAUUCGGCGAUUAUACGGGCCCUUCAGCAUCGCAAUGACACUGGAGCCUUGCAUAUGGAUGAAAGCGACGAUGAGGAUCUUCAGAGGGCGAUUGCAAUGUCUCUGGAGCCCUCGGGUCGUUAUGCCGAACACGACAAAGACAUGUCCGACAUUGCAAUCAAUCGUAACGUUCCCCCAGCUUCACUGCCAAAGGACGCGUCGCCCGAUUUCGCAGAAAGCGAGGAUGACGAGAUGGAUUUUGCUGCUGCCCUGGCACAGUCUCGCAGGACUGAGAAGGGGCCAUCUACCUUAGCUCCUCGGCCUGUCAUCGACCAUCCCUUCGAAGGCCCUCUCCCUUUUGAAUCUAUCAAGUUGAAUCCAUCAAAGGUGCAGAAGCCGGCUCAUGAGGAAUUGGAUGAUGAUGCCGGCGGGUUUGAGAAAGAACCUGUGCCGCAGCAACAACAAGAGAAGGAGAAGAAGAAGAAAGAGAGCUUGCCGCUACCGCCGUGGUUUUCGGGGGGUCAAUCCAAUGAGGAGUUUGUUGCUGACAAACUUGACAACACUUCACUGGAAGCUUACCGGGACAGAGUCAUGACUCCGGGUCAUCAAUUUCUAAAAGGAUCUCGAUCUCCAGAUGUCAUAGAUGUGGAUCAAAUCCCCGAACCGAACGAGGUCAUCGAUUUAGAAGCCGAGCCCGAGGAGGAUCAGAAGAGUACUCAGACUUUGAUAUCGGAUACCGCUAAGCUGGAUGGUGUCGUGACGCCUCCUACCCGUCAAUCAAAUAAUGUUGAGCUACCGACAGUAGUUGACAAGGACACGGCAGCAGAGGAAGUGCCAUAUGAAUGGGAGGCUUCAGAUGAUGAACGUUCUCUGUCGAAAGCUCACGAGGAAAUCACGCACACGCAUGUCACACCAUCGCCCGAGCCCGAGUUUGAGGAUGUUACUAUACAGCCUGAAGCACGAAUGGCAGAAAUUACUGUUACCGGACCUGAACGACCGGAUACUCCUAGGACGGACCAGGUAGGAGUAUUGGCGGACGACGCCGGGGAGUUUUCAGACCCGGAAGACGAGGAGUUGAUGCGGCAGCUGGCGGCUGAAGGCGAGGAACAUGUUCGUUUUGCGGCGACGCUCAACACUGGCUCGCAAGCCGAAAACGCAUUCGACUAUGAGCAGGAGCUCCAGCAGCUCCGGUCUCAACAAAAGAAAGACCGCAGAGAUGCGGAUGAGGUCACGCAGGUGAUGAUCACCGAGUGCCAGCAGCUGCUGAGGCUGUUUGGCCUGCCGUAUGUUACGGCGCCGAUGGAGGCCGAGGCGCAAUGCGCUGAGCUGGUCUCACUGGGCCUUGUCGAUGGGAUUAUCACUGAUGACAGCGAUAUUUUUUUGUUUGGUGGGACGCGCGUCUACAAGAACAUGUUCAACCAGAGCAAGUACGUAGAGUGCUAUCUCACGUCCGACAUGGAGAAGGAGUAUGCUCUACAGCGGCGAAAGCUCAUCAGCUUCGCCCAUCUACUCGGCAGCGACUACACAGAAGGCAUCUCUGGCAUCGGACCAGUGACGGCGCUGGAGAUCCUCACCGAAUUCUCCAGCCUGGAGGAGUUUCGCGACUGGUGGACUCAGAUCCAAACGGGGAUGAGCAUCCCCAACGACCAGCAUGCCGCCUUUUACAAGAAGUUCCGCAAGACGGCGACCAAGAUUUUCUUACCUCCUUCCUUCCCCGAUGCCCGGGUGGACACGGCCUAUCUGGAGCCCGAGGUCGAUUCCGAUCCUUCCCCUUUUCAAUGGGGCGUGCCGGACCUCCAUGGCCUCCGGGAUUUCUUGAUGACCACGAUCGGCUGGAGCCAGGAACGGACGGACGAGAUUCUGGUCCCGGUGAUUCGUGACAUGAACCGCCGAGAGCAGGAGGGCACACAGGCCAAUAUCACCAGCUUCUUCACUGGACCUCAGGGCGCUGGCGCGUUUGCGCCUCGUGUCCGUUCGGGCGGACCCAGUCGAAUGGAAAAAGCGUUCGGUCGUCUUCGCCAACAGGCGGGAGUUGAACCGGAUGGCGGCCAGGAUGGCUCUACGGACGAACAAAGAUCGAAGGAAGCCCGAGGGAAGACCAAGGGAACGAAAAGGGGGACCCAUACUCAAGAUCGGAAUGUAACCGAGGGCGGGAGUGACGAGAUGACGACGAAGAAACGAAAGACACGACGGCGGAUGAACAGUUAA